AACAGUUCUGGAUGACAUCACUGUAUACCCGGUGCAAGGAGAGAAAUGGUAUGGCUGAAAUGCUUCCUCUUAGUGUGUUUAUCCACAGGAACACCAGACUGAGGAUGGCCUGUAAAUAAAAAGCUGACUUUUCAAACAUGGAUAUUCUUCCUCUUUUAGUGCUGCUUCUUUCAUGCCAGAGUGAAGUAAGAACACAGAUGACUCUGACCCCUGCAAGCCUCACGGUCGUCCGAGGAGAUGAGGCCAAAUUCACUUGCAGCACCUCCAACACUCUAUGGACUGUCAUGGUGUGGCUUCUAGGGGAUAGACCAGUACUAACUAUCUCCAAGCAGAACGGAGUUUUGCCUUCUGUCAACCCAAACGUGACGGCUGUGAAAUGCUCCAGCUCAAAAACAGACUGCUGGGAGUUUAUACUGAAGAGGACAGAGAGGGACAGCCAAGGACAAGUUGUGUGUGAUUUGCAACAGAUUGAUAAAAGGACAGCAGCGCUGUUCUUACAAGAGAAGGGCACUGUGAGGCUGUUUGGAGAGAACCGGUUGGCUUUUAAAGGAGAGUUGGUCGUGUUUCAGUGCCAAGCAGCUGGAUGGUAUCCUGAACCCACUCUGCAAUGGCAGGUGUAUGAAAAAAUGGUGAGCAAGGAUGAAUACAACAUCACCUUGGAGGAGAAGGAGAAUCUCUUCACUGUCUCCAGCAACCUCAGCAUCCCAGCAGAGAGGAGCUCUGCGGUGGGCUGUCUGGUUUCUGUGCCUGCUCUAAAAGAACCUCUGGAAAGCAGCCUCAAUCUAACAGUGGUCGCAGAGGUGAUCAAGGAAGAGGAUGACUGCACAGUCCUGGUGGCAGUAAGCGCCUCUCUAGCUGCUGUUCUGCUGCUUGUGCUGCUUGUCCUGCUCUCCAUAAGCAUCGUCAUCUGCUACAGGCGGAGGAAAAAAGCAAAAAAAAAGCAGCAGGAGGUGAUAAGGUUCAACCAAUCGCUUUAUGGAGGGAACCCAGUUGCCGAGGCGACAGGCGGGAAUGUGAAUCAGGGGUUUUCCAGUGAGGACUCAACAGAGUCCUUCAAUGGCAGCUUCCGAAGCUCUUACUUCAUCAACAGUCCAUGGUAG
Cyprinodon variegatus (sheepshead minnow) is the source of this 1100-nucleotide messenger RNA. It is a transcript of the gene igsf5b, whose product is annotated as immunoglobulin superfamily member 5. Gene Ontology annotation, biological process: cell-cell adhesion. The transcript has 9 exons. The record is from RefSeq and is a predicted model, not a curated record. Lineage: Eukaryota; Metazoa; Chordata; Actinopteri; Cyprinodontiformes; Cyprinodontidae. Bases 138 to 1100 code for a protein of 320 amino acids.